AUGACGGCUGUACAUUAUAUAGAUGACUAUACUUUCCAUAUCCCAAAUAUUGGUCUACCUCCAAAUCUGAAUUUCAAUCAAUUCGCACCACAUAAUUCAAAUUUUAAUAAUGACCCUUCUUUUUAUCCACAACAGCGUAUCGCCUAUACUUAUUCUCAACAAGAAUCAGAGCCAGAAUCUAUACAGCCACUUGUCAUUCGUCGCCAUGAGCCAGGCUCGACAGAUCCGCCGGUGGCGAAAGAACCAAUACCUGUCAUUUUCUUGACGUCCAUGCUACAGCCUCCUUUACCUCCCAUCUUACCAGAACACAUUCAACCGGCGAAUAUUCAGCCAAAUCCAUGCCAAUCUACUCAUCAAUCGAUUCCAAUUCAGCCAACCAGCAUUCACCGAACUGCAUGGAAAUCGAUUGGGAAGCAACCACAGAUCGAAAGCGCACCCGUUGAUCCCAACGAUCGACCUAUUAGACCAAUGAAAGAUACUUCAGUCUACAAUAAUCCUCCGUCGUCUACCAAACCUUUACCAUCGGUAAAACGAGUUCAUUCCGCAUCCAGUCGUCAGACAGGUCCAUUUCAACUACCAUCCAAACCAGCACGAGCUUCAUCUUUUAAACAAACGGACCAGACGCAAACAACACUCAAAACUGCAUCAUCUCCACCGCAUAAUCCUCCGUCAAGAUUACAGUCAGCGAGCAAACCUCCGCAAUUGCCACCCCAGAAGCAACCAUCAAGAUUGGAAUCCAGAUCUAAACCACUUUCCAGAUUGCAAUCUGCAUCGAAACUUGUAGCAACUUCUCCUACUCUUCAAAGACCAGAUUUACACCCAUCAUCCCCAUCGCGAAAUUCCAUGCGUAACGUUUCCGCUCGUCGUCCUAUUCGAACGGAUAUUAAAACCAUCUUUGAUAACCAACUUACACCGCAGGAAAAUGAGCGUCGUCCGAUACUGAUACAUGAACCGGAUACAAAUAGUUAUGGCUAUUCAGAAACUCAUAUUAGAUCUGCUCCAAAAAGAAUAAUUGUACAUGAAGAUGAACGGAUGAUAUCCACGUAUGGAAUGCCGAAUAGACGAGUCGUUGGUUCUCAACCAAUUAUUCAUCGAAUUCCAACAAUGGAUAAAAUGUUCAUUGAUUCAUAG
Molecule: messenger RNA, 1131 nt
Organism: Adineta ricciae
Lineage: Eukaryota; Metazoa; Rotifera; Eurotatoria; Adinetida; Adinetidae
Source: the annotation of a GenBank genome assembly